Messenger RNA from Ictalurus punctatus (channel catfish), 614 nucleotides. RefSeq names its product B-type lectin plumieribetin. Lineage: Eukaryota; Metazoa; Chordata; Actinopteri; Siluriformes; Ictaluridae. The transcript is spliced from 3 exons. The coding region runs from base 186 to 524 and encodes 112 amino acids. The record is from RefSeq and is a predicted model, not a curated record.
AUCCGACUGUAUUUAAGCUGAACCCAGCCCAGAAUCACAGCAUCAGAGCGCUCCUACACGUGUGUGUGUGUUCGAGACCAGUACGCUUAUAGUAAAUCAGGUCAAAUUCUUGCUCCGUCUCUCUGAGUGUACCUGACUUGAUUCCAUUUUCCAGGACACUGCUGUUGCUGUCAUUUAGCAGAACCAUGAGUAGGAACUUCUUGUCCAUGAACAGUGAGCUUAAGAAAGGAGACUUCCUGUUAUCCAACAACGGAGAGUACAAGGCAGUCUUUCAGGAGGACGGGAACUUUGUGGUGUACGGAUGGAAGCCGGUUUGGCAGUCUAAUACCCCUGGCAGCACUGCCAAGAGGCUGAUCAUGCAAGAAGACUGCAACCUCGUCAUGUAUGAUGAUGGCCCAGUUGUGUGGCACACCAACACCCACCACUCUAACGUCAAAGUGUGCCGUUUGACCUUGAGAAAUGACGGCAUGCUGGUCGUUGAGAAUGACGGCAAAGACGUGUGGAAAUCUACCCCAAAAAUAUAAAAGUAAUGACGUAAUCUCGUCUCAAACGUCUCUGAGCUUCGUUUCUCUCCAAUUUGUGAUAAAAGUGUCAAUAAAGCACAUUAAUCUGGA